Topomyia yanbarensis is the source of this 2270-nucleotide messenger RNA. RefSeq names its product zinc finger protein 177-like. Gene Ontology annotation, cellular component: chromosome. Gene Ontology annotation, biological process: regulation of transcription by RNA polymerase II. The transcript has 5 exons. Gene Ontology annotation, molecular function: chromatin insulator sequence binding. The record is from RefSeq and is a predicted model, not a curated record. NCBI's taxonomy places the organism in Eukaryota, Metazoa, Arthropoda, Insecta, Diptera, Culicidae. The coding region runs from base 534 to 1892 and encodes 452 amino acids.
GUGAACAGUGUUUGUGCAAACGUUGAGCCAGCGGGUUGGUUUUCUAACAGGGCUUUCCGCGGUAGAGUGUUUUCCCCCCUCCCAAGGGUUCUAAGGGACUUUGCUUCUCGUCUUGACCGGUUUGUGUGCUGUCUCCUGUGCUGUUGUUUUUUAUUGAUCGGCGACGUCGCGGUAGCGUUGCAAGUGUUGUGUGUUUGUUUGCGACUUGCUUUGAGGACUUGGCCGUUUUGUUGUCGUCCCCGUCGGUACUUGUGAACAACCGUGCAAUAAGGGGAAAAACAAACAUCCUUCCGGUACCUGAACGUUAAAGUUUUCGGCUUUACGAGUAAAGCGAAGAGUAGGAUUUAUGGUUCUGAUCGAAGAUCAUCCUCCACGGCAAACUUUGAGGUUUGAGAAGGUGAUACUAGUUGAAAACUUGUUUGUGAGUUCGGUGAUGAAAUUUUGGUGAAUCUGUAACGGAAGCAAACGGAAAAAUUGGUGCGUUGACUGCAAACCACUGGGUUAUGUUAAUAGCGAUUAAGUGAUUGAGAGCGAUGGAAACGUGUGUACUAAUUCCGCAGGAGUUUGCUCUGGCCGUAACCGGCAUCGGGGCACGCAACUCUCGGGACCAGACGGCUACCGUGUGGUCCAAUUCUGCGAUUCCGCAGGGCACGCUGUGCUAUCCCUUCCAGGGCACAGUCCGGAUAGACAAUCUGGACGUGUACAGCUACGUGGACGAAGAUGAUAUUCGCCACCGCUUCGGCCUAUACGAUGAAGUGACCACCGUUAACGGGAGGCGAGUGCGCCACUGCAACUGGAUUCGAUUUCUGCGGGUGUCGGAAACGUACGGACCGCAGGUUAAUGUGAUCUGUGCCAAGGUGAAAGGUGAACCGAUUUACGAGAUUGUGAAACCAAUUCCGUCCCACCAGGAGCUGGUUGUGUACUAUCUGCCCGAGGGACCGGAGGAGCUAUUUUUUAUCCGAAUGAGAAAUCAGCUCUAUCGGCAGACGAUGGAUUCGAUACUGGAAGAUUCCCCGUUGGACCUGUCAACAUCGCUGCUGUCGCGGGUAAUGCUUCCCAUCUCACCCCCGUCCGGUGCCGAAGACGAGCGGAAGUCCGUUUCCGGUGAUAGUUCGAUUUCGAUCUCGUCCGGUGCCAGCACCAGCGGUGGCGAUCUGGACAGCGCCAUUCCCCCGCCUCGCAGCUCUCCGAAGGCGCGUCCCUCGCGGGGCGAACGAGCGAUGCUCCCGUGUGAAGUCUGCGGUAAAGCCUUCGACCGUCCUAGUCUGCUGAAGAGGCACAUGCGAACGCACACCGGCGAGAAGCCGCACGUUUGCGGUGUGUGCGGGAAAGGAUUCAGCACCUCCAGCUCGCUGAAUACGCAUGUGCGAAUCCACAGCGGGGAAAAGCCGCACCAGUGUCAGGUGUGCGGUAAACGGUUUACCGCUAGCUCCAACCUGUACUACCACCGAAUGACGCACAUUAAGGACAAACCACACAAGUGCAGCCUGUGCUCCAAGUCCUUCCCAACGCCCGGUGAUCUCAAAUCGCACAUGUACGUCCACAACGGCUCGUGGCCAUUCAAGUGUCACAUCUGCUCGCGAGGCUUCUCCAAACAGACGAAUCUGAAAAAUCACCUUUUCCUGCAUACUGGUGACAAACCGCACGUCUGCGAGGUGUGCAACAAAUCCUUCGCGCUCGCCUGUAACCUGAAGGCGCACAUGAAAACCCACGAGGAGGGUGCCGGGAAUGAGCACGACGGCGAAUCGCAGCGAGGUCCCGGCAGCAGCCACAGCGAAGGCGAAGAAACCAGCCCGCCGAUGUCGUUCGAGAAGGCCGAGGAGCGGUUGAAUUUCUCCAAGCAUCUACUGUUCUCCAACUACACCAAGCAGAUGCUGUCCGGUGUUGGCUGAGUGCUUCCUUUUCGAAGCCGACAGCCGAACGCUUCGUGGGAGAGUGUCAAAUCGGCGAGGACAGACGAACCGGUGACGGUUCGCGUUGUGUUGUGAGCGGACGCUUUCGUCUUUUUGCGCAAGCGCUACUUGCUACUUGUACUUAAUUUGUCGUGCACUGUGUGUAUAGUUUCUCACCCGUAUCUGUGUUUUUGUGUACAUUAAUUUUCUAAUGCAAAAAGGUAUCACUUCGAAGGGCUAUUCGUGUUUGAAGGAAAGAAAACUGUUUAUUUCGUUUUUUUCGUGUUGUAUCGUUAGUCGCCGGACGCACUGCUGUAAAUAGGUUCAACUUUGAUAUCGGAAAUACUAAGUUGUGUGAUUAAUCCCCGUAUCAGUAAC